AUGCAGCAGAAGUAUUGGGAAAAAACGACGAUGGCUUACCAGUUUGUGAAGUCUCGAUGCUUGUCAUUGCCCCAACACGCGCAUGCUGUUUAUAAUGCUCUUCAUUCACCAGUGCGACAAUUAAGGCUAGCUGCUGUUGUAAGAUUACGAAAAUAUUUAUCCUUACAAAAUGUUGACGAAAGGGUCGAUAACGUUCUGGCAUUAAACAUAAUACCUUUAUUGAUUGAAUUUCUCGAAAGUUAUCAUGAUAAUUUACUACAAUAUGAAACGGCUUGGAUAAUUACAAAUAUAGCCGCUGGUUCUACUCAACAUACAGAAGCUCUUGUUGCUGGUGAUGUGACACGACAUCUCAUUAAGGUGUUGUCUACCUCAACUAAUAUUGAAGUUCAAACACAGAUUAUAUGGGCGUUAGGAAAUAUCGCAGGAGAUGGCGCUGUAUUCAGAGACAUAAUUUUAUCCGCUGGUGUGCUUGAUCCUUUACUUUAUAUAUUGACUCAUUAUGAUAAAUACGAUUAUAUGGCCGUCAGAAUAACCGUUUGGGCGACAGCUAAUAUGUGUCGUGGAUGUCGUUGUUCUGAUCCUUCAUGGUCAUUGGUAUAA
Molecule: messenger RNA, 600 nt
Organism: Acaulospora morrowiae
Lineage: Eukaryota; Fungi; Glomeromycota; Glomeromycetes; Diversisporales; Acaulosporaceae
Source: the annotation of a GenBank genome assembly